UACUGUGCCAAAAAUUUAGUUCGUCACUGUAUAUAUACGAAUCAUUUCGUUUUUAUAUUUUGUCCAGUGUGGUUUUUCAUUUGACAUAAUUUACAGAAUGUCUAAGUCAGUUUUCCUCUUGUAUAUUUUGAUUGCUGUGCAUCUGCAAGAAUCCUUGACAUUUAAUGCGACUUUGUCGACUCAGAGCACUGAAGGACAAUGCGGUGGAUAUUGCUUUAAUGCUCUGAAACCGAUGCUGGACCACAUCGCUGCCAAUCAGCAGCGAUGGAGUAGCUGCGAUGCCACCCUGCUGGAAAGCACAGCCAGACAGGACAGUAUGGAGAGCCAGCUGGCUGCCCUGAAGGAUAAAUUGUCCUCAAUCGAAGCAGGGAAGGAGGUGCCGAAAGUAAAUAAGCUGGAAAACUUCGUUCAGAUCGGUUCGCGCUUCUUUUACAUCGAGGAGCUUCGCGAAGUCAAUUGGUUCUCCGGAACGAAUAUAUGCCGUCAGAUGGGUGGGUUUCUGGCGAGUCCGAGAAGCGAGGAAGAGCUGAUUGCCAUUAAAGAAAAGCUAAAAAAAGGCCGCCAGUAUUGGCUGGGAGUUUCCGACUUGGCCAAAGAGGGCACCUUUGUGUCGCAGGCCACGGGAGACUUGGCUCCUUUGCUAAAGUGGAGUCCUUCCCAACCAGACAAUCAUGGAAAUAAUGAACAUUGCGUACAUCUUCAAUAUGAAAAUUUCUCGAUGAAUGACUUACCAUGUACUUAUAAGAACUAUUUCCUUUGCGAGGCAGGUGAUGGAUAAUAAUAUUUUCUGUCGAAGAAG
This is a messenger RNA of Drosophila miranda, 799 nucleotides long. RefSeq names its product C-type lectin 37Db-like. Lineage: Eukaryota; Metazoa; Arthropoda; Insecta; Diptera; Drosophilidae. The transcript is spliced from 2 exons. The record is from RefSeq and is a predicted model, not a curated record. The coding region runs from base 98 to 778 and encodes 226 amino acids.